Messenger RNA from Solanum dulcamara, 2148 nucleotides. Its product is annotated as poly(A)-specific ribonuclease PARN-like. Bases 117 to 1976 code for a protein of 619 amino acids. Gene Ontology annotation, molecular function: 3'-5'-RNA exonuclease activity; RNA binding. Gene Ontology annotation, cellular component: cytoplasm. The record is from RefSeq and is a predicted model, not a curated record. The transcript is spliced from 8 exons. NCBI's taxonomy places the organism in Eukaryota, Viridiplantae, Streptophyta, Magnoliopsida, Solanales, Solanaceae.
UAGAGCGAUAUAACUGGCGGUGGUGGCGCUCAACUGUGGUAUCUGUCCUGCCGUUUCCCGGAAAAGUGAUCGGAAUUUAUCAGGACAGUAAACAGUGAAGGUAUAUUCGUGUUUCAAUGUUACAGAGGCGGUUGAUUUGGUCGAGUAUUUCGAAUCCUGUCGUCCAAUCAAACGGGAAUAGCCAGAGCAAAUGGAGUGUUAAGCAAGUUACAAAGUCCAACUUCUCAGCGGCAUUAGAAGAGAUAAGCACUUGCGUUUCCGAGUUUGAUUUCAUUGCCGUCUCAUUGAAGAAUACGGGGGCCUACUCUGCACCCUGGCAACGUAUUAUGCCUAUUGACACCGCCCACACCGCGUAUCUCAAAGCCAAAUAUGCUGCUGAACGGUUUCAGGUCCUUCAGUUCGCCCUGUGCCCCUUUAAAACAAAGGGUUCCAAGCUCAUAGUGCAACCAUACAACUUUCAUCUGUUCCCUCGCGAUGAGUUAAAAAUCGGGAUGCCUUCUUAUAGUUUCUCUUGUCAAUCAUCAUACUUGACCUCUAUGGCUCAAGAAGGUUUUGAUUUAAAUGCCUGCAUAUAUGAUGGCAUAUCAUAUUUAUCCAAAUCACAAGAAUCAGCUGCAGUAGAUAGAAUUGGAAAUGCAUCACCUAUAGGCUUUACCGCUCAAAAUCCAUCAGAAUAUACAGUUGCUGAUUCUGUAUUUGCAGAAAGGAUCAAAUCUCGGGUUAAGAACUGGAUAACUGCUUGCAAAGAAACAAACAAGAUGCCUGAAGAUGCUUUAAUCAGUUCCUUGAGAAAAAUUGUCUCGGGAGAUGAAGUAUAUGGAUCCAGACCAUGCUUGAGCAUAGAUGUCUGCAGUGAACGUCAAGUGCGCCUUGUGAUGGAGACACUGAAAGAUUCCGUUGACGUCAUACCUUUGCUAACCGCAGCAAAGGGAGGGACAAUAAGGUCUGUUCGAGUUGUUUUGACAAGUUCAGAAGAAGACAGGAUUCUUUUACUGAAGGAACUUCAAAGUGAGGAGAAGGAGCAUAAUAAGCUCCUCCGUGGCUUUCGAGAGGUGAUCGAUUUGAUCUCCGCUUCUCAGAAACCUGUUGUUGCCCACAACUCCCUUAAUGAUUUUACUUUCGUUCAUUCCAAGUUCUUAGCUCCAUUACCAUCAACGCUGGAAGAAUUCAGAAGUUCAUUAUGUUUGGUCUUCCCGAAUGUGCUUGAUGUCAACCAUCUUAUGAAGGAAAUCAGUCCUAUGACAAAAGUGAAUAAUUUGCCUGCAUGUAUCUCAUAUUUGAAACAACGGUUUUAUGCCCCUAUUGAUAUAGAGAUACCUAACCAAGCUGAGGUGAAUGAAGUGAAGACUCUUGGACAUGAUGUUGUGAAGAUAAGCCAGUUGUUCGCAAAGCUGUCCUCCAUAUUGAAAAUUGCUCCAAGAACUCCUAAAACUGUCGAGGGACAUUUGCCUGAUGCAAUUGAAUGCUACACAAACUCGUUCAACCCUUGCUUUACCAGUUCUCAUGGUCCCUCUGAUGAAGAUGUUAGUGUGUGGACUGACAAUACUAGAAAGAUCAGUAUUAAAAAUCUAGUUUUCCUAUGGGGAUUCAGGGGUGUGACAUCUGCAGGAAAGCUGAAGAGCCUCCUAUAUGGUUCACAUGAAGUUUUCCAUAAUGAGUUUGAUGUUAGGAUGGUGGAUAAAAGUUGUGCAGUGGUUGCUUUUGGGAAUCCUGGCUUUUCGGAAGUCCUGUUGCAGCUAUUGGACUCUGGAGGAAUCUGCACUAAUACCCUGAAGGAGAUGCUGGCAGAUGGCCUGACAGCUGCAGGUUAUGAGACCUACCAGAAAGUCUGUGAGUUGGGUCCAUGGGAAGCAGAUUUAGCCAGUUCGAUGGAAAAGGCUUUGGAAGAAACUGAGAGCUUCUCAGAAGCUCAGUCGAAAGAGCUGUCAAGGAUAUGUUGGAAUAAUGAUGAAAUGAUUAACCUGGAUGAUCUUUAAGAUGCUUCAUAAAUCUGAAUCAUAUCAACCAUUACCAGAGCCAAGACUGACUGAUUGUGGUAUGCCGAUUUUCAUCACAUAUGUUUUGUUUAUUGUCCUAUUUGCUGCCAUUGGAGAUGUAUGCAGGAAUGAAAUUGAUAAUUGAUGCAUCAAAUGGAGAGUAGCUUUUCAA